Camelina sativa (false flax) is the source of this 710-nucleotide messenger RNA. RefSeq names its product dual specificity phosphatase Cdc25. Gene Ontology annotation, cellular component: nucleus; cytoplasm. Gene Ontology annotation, molecular function: protein tyrosine phosphatase activity. NCBI's taxonomy places the organism in Eukaryota, Viridiplantae, Streptophyta, Magnoliopsida, Brassicales, Brassicaceae. The record is from RefSeq and is a predicted model, not a curated record.
AGAAGAAAAGAGAGAGAUUAGGAGAGGAUGGGGAGAAGCAUAUUUUCCUUUUUCACUAAAAAGAAAAAAAUGGCGAUGGCGAGAAGCAUCUCUUACAUCACCUCUACUCAGCUUCUCCCUCUCCAUCGUCGUCCCAACAUCGCCAUCAUCGAUGUCAGGGAUGAAGAGAGGAACUAUGAUGGGCAUAUAGCUGGUUCGCUACACUAUGCGAGUGGCUCGUUUGAUGACAAGAUUUCUCAUCUUGUUCAAAAUGUCAAGGACAAAGACACACUUGUCUUCCACUGUGCCUUGAGCCAGGUUCGUGGCCCAACUUGUGCAAGAAGGCUCGUGAAUUAUCUAGAUGAGAAGAAGCAAGAUAGUGGAAUCAAAAACAUCAUGAUCUUGGAACGCGGCUUUAAUGGCUGGGAAGCUUCUGGAAAACCAGUCUGUCGCUGUGCAGACGUUCCUUGCAAAGGCGAUGGCGCCUAAACACCCCCUACUACUGAACCAUAUUAGGGACCUAAUUGAUCUUUCCACAUUGUCAUCAUCAUGUAUUAAAAAAUGCUGAAUUAAGAUUAUUAUUCAUAAAAAUAGUCUCUUGCAGUUGUCACCAAAUAUGUUUUGGUUACAAUGGGAGACUACAAACGUUACUAUAUCUGCAAAUCACAAUACUAAAAGGGCUCUUUUGGUAUAUUGUAACGUUUUAUUGAGCGUCAAAGCCACGUUUAUUA